AUGUUUCUCCUUAUUAUAAUGGCUAUGUACCUGACAGCCAUUUCUUCUGCCCAAGAAGUUAAAGGAAACAAACGAACCGAAGCCACAAAGGAAACAGCAGAGCUUGGAAAAGCGUUAAACCUUCACAAGACCAACAUAUUAGAAGAUUUCAAGGAACGCGAAGCAAGUAUUUUUGAGCCUUUCCCUGAAGAAUGCUUCAAAAAAGAAAAGCUUAACAUCUCCAAAAGUUAUUACAAUUAUUAUGAAAGUACCAAGGCGUUUUACUCAAAGUUGGCCACAUCAACAGGCUUGGAUGUCUCGCUGGAAUCGACUUAUUCCCUGGGAGUUACACUGAAUAGUGUAACAAAGAGAACAAAUUCAAAAGAAUCGAAUUUGAGCGGCAUCUCUCUAGUAGUCGAAGCAUUAGUUAAAAAGCUUCGCCUAAGCAAAGACUGUUUAAACGAUGACAACCACAACUUUAAGAAGAGCUUUAUUGCUGACCUAGAGCGACUUCCGUUGAAAAUAAAUCGGCCCUGGUUGCAAAAUUCAUGGCGGUCCUACCAUGAUUUCCUAGAAGAGUACGGCUCCCACGUUGUUACUUCCGUUUUGCGUGGAUCAAGGAUCAAACAGAUGUCAUUUACACGAAGUUCAAAAAGCUACAGUGAAAGAGAGCUACAGGUCAAAGCCUGCGUUUCCUUAGCUGGAACUAUAUCCGCUGGAAAUAUUGGUGUGUCUGCAUGCACCAAUGUCACCAAAAGCGAGUCGUAUAAAGCGUACCAGAUGAGCACCACUGAUAAGCGGAUCGUUCGAGGGGGAAGCAGCGCCACUCGUAAUAAGCUGUUACACGACAUGUCGAAGGAACUUAUCGAGAGACUUAUGAAUGAAGCUAGUGAAACCCAUUCGUCUGUUCAGCACACCUUUAGAGCGGUGUGGCAAAUCUUACAGAGCCGUUUUACCUCAGGUUCACCAAACUACGUCAGAGCCUUAAACCUUCAGUACUACUAUCUCGGAUACUUGAACUAUGGUUGUCAUUAUCAAGAAAGAAGAGGACUUGCCUUUCAGAAAUUCGACUACACAAAACGUACUUCCGACAAUUAUCCGGAAUUCGAGUGUUCAUUGGCUAGAGGAGGUUGUCACAGUGACAAUGACUGCCACUACAGACCGGUUUGGUGUGCGUGUCGUGGCGAGACGUGUGUUCGCUACGUGAAAGAGAAACAAGAUACAGGUGUGUCAAAAGUAAAAGCAACUCCAAACAUCGGUUCCUGGGGUGAUAUGGGAUGGCACGGUUGUGAUUGGAGAGUCUGGGCGUCUUAUUGUGCUUGCUAUAACUAUGAUAGACAUGUGAGGAGGGUCGUGUGGUCUUUGCCCAGCAGAGAUGUCGCAUCAGACAAACUCCUUAUUCAUCAUAGCGACCAUCACAAAGCUAAGCAUCAAGGGCUGAUUAAAGAGGAAGGGAGUGCUGAAAAAUCGUAA
This is a messenger RNA of Pocillopora verrucosa, 1452 nucleotides long. Its product is annotated as DELTA-alicitoxin-Pse2b-like. The record is from RefSeq and is a predicted model, not a curated record. NCBI's taxonomy places the organism in Eukaryota, Metazoa, Cnidaria, Anthozoa, Scleractinia, Pocilloporidae.